Pangasianodon hypophthalmus (striped catfish) is the source of this 1884-nucleotide messenger RNA. RefSeq names its product outer dense fiber of sperm tails 3B (gene cimap1b). NCBI's taxonomy places the organism in Eukaryota, Metazoa, Chordata, Actinopteri, Siluriformes, Pangasiidae. The record is from RefSeq and is a predicted model, not a curated record. Bases 107 to 880 code for a protein of 257 amino acids. The transcript has 7 exons. Gene Ontology annotation, cellular component: cytoskeleton.
UCGUCAUGGUGACAGCCAAGUAAACAGCUGAAGAAUCACAGCUGUUUAUAUGUGAUCUGCGCUGCACGUGCGUUCCAGCGUCGUCCGCGCGAGCUUCAGGGCAGAUAUGGACAGUCCUGAUGUGUGGGUUGGUUCCUGGAGGCCUCACAGGCCAAGAGGUCCCAUUGCUGCGCUGUACAGCGGCCCCGGGCCCAAGUACGCCCUCCCAGGGGCUACAGGUCUAAAUCUGCAUGACCCACGGAAAUGGAAAGCUCCUGCGUUCAGCUUUGGAAUACGACAUCGGCAAUUCAGCGAGAACUGCUCACCUGGACCUGGCUACCUCAUAGCCUCCAAUAUCACCAAAAUCGGACGUGAUGGCACCCCUGCAUAUUCGCUAUACAGUCGACCCAAAGACCCUCGGGUCUUCCAGACCCCAGGACCAGGGACUUAUCGCCCUGAGAAUACAACGUCGACAACCUUUUAUUCUGCCCCUGCUUACUCACUGUCUGCUAGGACCAGGUUGUUCCGCAGUGACCAAACACCAGGGCCUGCUGCGUACAUGCUUCCCCCAGUGCUGGGGCCAAAUUCAGUGAAUAAAAGAUCUGCCCCGAACGUCUCCCUCAGUGGCCGCAGCAAAAUAGGCAGCUUCCAUGAAGACUUGAAGAAGACUCCAGGUCCUGGGACUUACAGAGUUGUGGAUCCAAACAUGUACAGAUCAAAAUCCCCGCAGUACAGCAUUAUCGGUCGCAACAGCUUGCCUGGUGAUACGACCAAGAAGCCAGGGCCUGGAGCUCACUAUCCAGAGAAGGUGAUGUCCACAAGAUCCAAAGCUCCCAGCUUCUCCUUUGGUGUCCGUCAUUCUGAGUUCACUGCCCCGAUGAUUACAGGCAUCGCUGAUUAACCAUCACCUCACUCUUAUCUCUUAAUAAAGACUGUUAAGCAGCAGAGACUUGCUAAAUAACUCAGCACUUCAAAUAAACCAUGUUAGAUCUUCCACAAUUUAAUCAGCAUGCCAGUUUACCACAGAGCUGAGCCAGAGAACAUGUAAAUUCACUUUGUGGUCAGCUUAGAUUUUUUGAGAUGGGUCUAGAGUGCAGCAAAAAUAUGAUGAUUUGCAUCUUUCUAAACAAAACUAACAGUAUGAUCCAGUUGUUGUUCUUAAUAUAGUAUGAACAGAAAUUUAUCUAGUGCUGGUCAUUAAGAGUACUUUAAAUCAAGUAUUUAAAAUUACAAAGUGUUUUAUUGACUAUGUAGUCAAGUAGCAGUGGUGUUGCAUAAAUAAUUUAAUGUCCUAAUGAUAUAGUAUAUUUAUUUAAAAUUAAAUGUAUGUGUUUAAAUUCUUGUUGGUUGAAUGGAGCAGAGUUAAGUCAAAGAUUUCCUGGCUGCUAAUGAGUCUGUGUUUAGAUGAAUGUUAAAUUACACUGAAUGACAAUUUACACACAUUUGUCACAUAAAGCUGCACAUAGAUUACAGGUUAUUUUAAUGAAACCUCCUUCCCCAACACAGUGAAUAUGUAAAUGAAUCAUAAUGUGCAUCAGAGAACAAAAUUUCUGACAUUAAUGUAAAAUCUCAGAUACAGGAAAAAAUUACUCUGCAUUGGGUGAGAGAUCCAAAUCUUGAAACUAAGCAGAACACAAGUAAACAGAAGUAAACAUGUUUUGUGUGCGCUUAUGGUAAAUAAGGACACAGCUCAGUAAUGUGAAGCGUGGUCACACAGUGCAGUCCUUCACCAGUGGUUACACAAAGAUUAUUGAACGUUAAUAGCUCCCUCUUGUGGAGAAUCUUCAGCUUGUAAAACGUGAGCUACAAAGAGAGGGCCAACAGUGAGUAUGUACAAAUUUGUGUGUGAAUUGUGUGUUAACUCAGUCGGUAGAUUAGCUAGUCUCAGUUGCCCCCAGAUGUGAA